UCAGGCCCCGCCCUGCGCUCGCUCCCGCGGGAAUCCUGGAGCCCCAGGCGGCCCGGGGGCGGUCCGGCGGCGUCGGCGAUGGGGCAUAAAACCGCUGGCUACCUGCCGGGCUGCUCCUGCCUGCGCUGCCGUCCCGGGCCCACCGUGCCUCUGCGGCCCGCGUGCCCGGAGUCCCCGCCUGUGUCGUCUCUGUCGCCGCGUCCGUCUCCUGCCAGGCGCGGAGCCCUGCGAGCCGCGGGUGGGCCCCAGGCGCGCUGACAUGGGCUGCCAGGCCAAAGCGCGCUGGGCGGCCGCGGCGCUGGGCGUCGCGGGGCUGCUGUGCGCGGUGCUGGGCGCUGUCAUGAUCGUGAUGGUGCCCUCGCUCAUCAAACAGCAGGUCCUCAAGAACGUGCGCAUCGACCCCAGUAGCCUGUCCUUCAACAUGUGGAGGGAGAUCCCCAUCCCCUUCUAUCUCUCCGUCUACUUCUUCAACGUCAUGAACCCCAGCGAGGUCCUGAAUGGCGAGAAGCCGCAGGUGCAGGAGCGCGGGCCCUACGUGUACAGGGAGUUCAGGCACAAGACCAACAUCACCUUCAACGACAAUGACACCGUGUCCUUUCUCGAGUACCGCACCUUCCAGUUCCAGCCCUCCAUGUCCCACGGCUCGGAGAGCGACUACAUCGUCAUGCCCAACAUCCUGGUCCUGGGUGCGGCGGUGAUGAUGGAGGACAAGCCCAUGAGCCUGAAGCUCAUCAUGACCUUGGCGUUCAGCACCCUCGGCGAGCGCGCCUUCAUGAACCGUACUGUGGGGGAGAUCAUGUGGGGCUAUAGCGACCCCCUCGUGAACCUCAUCAACAAGUACUUUCCCGGCACCUUCCCCUUCAAGGACAAGUUCGGGUUAUUUGCCGAGCUCAACAACUCCAACUCUGGGCUCUUCACGGUGUUCACGGGGGUCCAGAACAUCAGCAGGAUCCACCUUGUGGACAAGUGGAAUGGGCUGAGCAAGGUUGCCUUCUGGCACUCCGAUCAGUGCAACAUGAUCAAUGGAACUUCUGGGCAAAUGUGGCCGCCCUUCAUGACUCCUGAGUCCUCGCUGGAGUUCUACAGCCCCGAGGCCUGCCGGUCCAUGAAGCUGACGUACAAGGAGCCGGGGGAGUUUGAAGGCAUCCCCACCUACCGCUUCGUGGCUCCCAAAACCCUGUUCGCCAACGGGUCCACCUACCCACCCAAUGAAGGCUUCUGCCCUUGCCGAGAGUCUGGAAUUCAGAACGUCAGCACCUGCAGGUUCAGUGCCCCCUUGUUUCUCUCCCAUCCUCACUUCCUCUACGCUGACCCGGUCCUGGCCGAAGCAGUGACUGGCCUGCACCCUAACCAGGAGGCACACUCCUUGUUCCUGGACAUCCACCCGGUCACUGGAAUCCCCAUGAACUGCUCGGUGAAACUGCAGCUGAGCCUCUACAUGAAAUCCAUCAAAGGCAUUGGACAAACUGGGAAGAUUGAGCCGGUGGUCCUGCCGCUGCUCUGGUUUGCAGAGAGCGGGGCCAUGGAAGGGGACACACUGCACACGUUCUACACCCAGCUGGUGUUGGUGCCCAAGGUGAUGCACUAUGCCCAGUACGUGCUCCUGGCACUGGGCUGCAUCCUGCUGCUGGUCCCUGUCAUCUACCAAAUCCGGAGCCAAGAGAAAUGCUAUUUAUUUUGGAGUAGUAGUAAAAAGGGCUCAAAGGAUAAGGAGGCCAUUCAGGCCUAUUCUGAAUCCCUGAUGACAUCAGCUCCCAAGGGCUCUGUGCUGCAGGAAGCCAAACUGUAGGCUCCUGAGGACACCAUGAGCCAGCCAGGCCUGGCCGCUGGGCCUGACCGGCCCCCCAGCCCCUACACCCCGCUUCUCCUAGACUCUCCCAGCGGACAGCCCCCCAGCCCCACAGCCUGAGCCUCCCUGUGGCCCGCGCCUGUUGGACACCCGCACACAUGCUGGCACACGCACACGCACACGCGCGUGCAGACACACUCAGGGACGGAGCUGCUGCUGAAGGGACUCGCAGGGAGAGGUGCGUCGACAAGCACCGUUCUGGAACCUUCUCUCCAUGUGGCCCACAGGCCUGACCACAGGGGCUGUGGAUGCCGCGUCCCCUUCCUUGGGUGAGCCUGGCCUGUCCCGUUCAGCCGCUGGGCCCAGGCUUCCUUCCCUUCAGGGUGAACACUGCCCCACGCAGGUGGGCCAGGCUGGGAGUGCCGGCUUCCUGUGCCAAAUUCAGUGGGACUCGGGCCCUGGCCGGGAGCUCUGGCCUUGGUCCACCUGCCCUGCCAGGUGAAGCACCUUCACCCAGGCCUCUGAAAACAACAGGGUGAGCACAAGGUGCCCCACGCAGCUGCCCAGGGGUUCCCACCCACCCUGGCCGGACUUCGGUCUCCCCGACGUCUGCACAGGCACGGCAGCGGGUGUCUGGCGUCCUUUGCCUCCAGCCUAUACUGACAUCAUCCUAUGGACUAAGCCGACCACUCCCUGGCUGAAGUGGCAGUGGGCUGUGCCCCCAAGAUGCCCCCACCCCCGCACAGAGUCCCUCAGAUUUUAGGUGCCCAGGUCGAGGUGGAGAGGCUGGGGGCCCUGCCUGCCAGGUGCUCCUGGACCCUGAGGGAAGCCUGUGACCCUUUUCUACUGGAAGAGAAAUGAGUUUUAUCGUCUUUGAAAAAUAAUUCACUAUUGAAGUAAUAAACCUUUAAAAAAAA
Molecule: messenger RNA, 2706 nt
Organism: Saimiri boliviensis boliviensis (Bolivian squirrel monkey)
Lineage: Eukaryota; Metazoa; Chordata; Mammalia; Primates; Cebidae
Gene: SCARB1
Product: scavenger receptor class B member 1
Biological process (GO): recognition of apoptotic cell; cholesterol efflux; plasma lipoprotein particle clearance
Cellular component (GO): cytoplasm; caveola
Molecular function (GO): low-density lipoprotein particle binding; lipid binding; scavenger receptor activity
Source: RefSeq, a predicted model, not a curated record